Dama dama (fallow deer) is the source of this 3337-nucleotide messenger RNA. RefSeq names its product transmembrane protein 220 (gene TMEM220). The transcript has 5 exons. NCBI's taxonomy places the organism in Eukaryota, Metazoa, Chordata, Mammalia, Artiodactyla, Cervidae. The record is from RefSeq and is a predicted model, not a curated record. The coding region runs from base 1776 to 2219 and encodes 147 amino acids.
CGAACCUGGGUCUCCUGCAUUGUAGGCAGAUUCUUUACCGUCUGAACCACCAGGGAAAUGUGAAAACAUUAGGAGGAGAAGGAUCAAAUUGAGAAUUCAGAAUUUUCCAUAGAUACAGGGGUCUUUCAGCUGUAUUCCCUUUGAAUAAAACAGGCCAACUGAGAACACUUUUCUGAAGACAGAGUAGACCUCUCAAGGUCGUGUGAACCAAUCCUCAUGAAUUUCUACCCAGAAACUCCAACAAACGUUUGACCAGAAAAUGGCAGGCUUAAGGUCUGUGGUUCUGCUAAUUCAGUGAGUAAUAUUCACAAAAAGUAAUUAAAGCCCAUAAAACCUACAGUAUACACUGAACUGAUACUCUGACUAAACCAUUUAGAGGAGGGGGGGAUUUGUUCCACACAUUUUCUGAAAUAUCUGGAUUUUGUUUCUUUUAACAGAGGCACCUAAGACUAUACAAUAUCACCGAUGAGAUGAUCUUAAGCUUUGGAAUAAUGUUGACUUUGUUCAAGUAGCAACAAGUGAAAGCAUUUGGAAUAACAUUACAUAUAAUAUCACAUAUAAAUAUAACUACAUUCUGAUAUUCUUAUUGUCCAGAUUCUCAUGUCCCAGCAUCAAAUCAAAUGGCCUCUUCCUCAGCACUCUAGUCUAUGUCCUUAGUUCCAAAUGUUAUUUCUCCUGCAGUUCCAACUAUCCAGCUUAAUGGUGAAUUUCCAAAAGACUCCUAGAUCCGUCCACCAGUACGUGGUGGCUCCUCAAAUAUGCACAAGGUCCUUUUCAGCAUCUUUCCUUCUAAAACCCAUUCUUCCUCCUGACUCACCCUUUCUGUUAUCAGCAGAGUCAUUCUGAGUCAUCCUUGCUCAAAACCUCAGCCAUCUCUAAUAAUCUGUUUUCUUACUACUAUCUUUGAGAGCCCCUCAAAAAACAAAAUGAACAAAGCAAUCCACCAAAAAGCAGUGUAGGUCUAAUUGCUUAUCUGUACAGUAUCUAUACAUUUACCUUUUACAUCAUGCUUGGAUGAUGGAAUUUGAGCAUCAACACCGGACCCCCACAGACAUCCUCACUCACUUCCAGUUUAGCCCCCCAUUACCUCCCAUGUGGACCCUUAUGGGUCCUUUCUAAUUCUUUGAGCUGCCUCUAAUCUCUUACAUUCCUGUAAUUCUUCCCACAUAUUGCUUCCUGACAGAAACUUUCAUCAUUUCCCAAGAUGUCUUAAGUUGGCCCUCUACAAUAUGGCCCUAACCUACCUUUUCAACUUGGGCUUGGAAGACUAGUCCACCUAUAGUACUUCUGUGCCUUGCCCUGAGAAUUUCUGUGUCAGACUCUAUUUAAGUGUCCAGGUCUAUCUCAAAUGUUAUCUCACCACAAAAUCUCUCCACCUCUUUCCCAUAAGUUCCAAGCAGCCUUCCUUUGAACCUUCACUGUAGCACUAACUCAUUCUGCUUUGCCUUAGAGUUGGCUCUGUAUAUGCCAGCUUCCAGGGGUCAGGGGCCAGUUCCCUCUUCUUGCUUGGCAACCUAGCAUAGAGCUUUCCUAUGGCAGUCCUUCCCAGAUUGACUCUUAGAGUGGAAGAAUGAACACACGGAUGAACUGAUACUAGGUUACUGGGUCCUGGGGGCUUGUACUGUACCUGACUGAUGCCCAUGUUCCCUACCACAAAUUGUUCAUGGAGUAUACUUGUAUCAGGAUGCAUACAGGAGCAAAUAACAGAAUAUCUGACUAGCAUCAGAUUCUAAACAUACAGACCAUCUCAUGAGAAGUCUAGAGGCAGCUGCUUAAUGGUCAACAGUGUCAUCAAGGACCUGGGCUUGCUUUCCUGUUUCUCUGCCAAUCCUCAAUGGGUUGUGUAUACAAUUCCUGCCACUCUGACCCUGCUUGUUGGACUUAACCCUCUUGUCACAGGUAACUUUAUUUGGAAGAGUGUGUCUGCAAUACAUAUUAUCCUUUGUGGCCUGUGGGCUAUCAGCUUGGCAUACAACCUCUUGCUUCAUAAGAAACAGAACCUCUUGCACGAGGAGGAAGGCAGGGAGCUGUUUGGUCUCGUGAUCAUCGCAGCAUGGCUGGGUCUGUGCCACAGCUCUUCAAAGGCUCCAGGUGGUGGAAGAAUUCAGCUGGCCAUUGCUACCACAGUCGCUCUUCUCCCGUUUAUCUCCUGGGUCUACAUAUAUAUAAACAAGGAGAUGCGCUCCUCCUGGCCAGCUCACUGCAAGACGGUGAUUUAAAUGAAGAAUCCUGUUCCUAAAAUGAGAGUUCUUGAUUUUUUAUAAACAUGGUUGUAACAAGCUGACUUCCUAGGAAUUUAUUUCAGUUGAGUUACUACUAGAGAUGAAUUAUUUUUUAAAUCCUAAGAACUUUGUAUGCCUGCUUACAACACAGGACUGGAUGGGACUAGUAAGAGAAGGGUCUGACAUUGUUUUAUCAUAGUGUAGUAGGAAAGUUAAGAAAGAUGAAUCCCAACUCUGCUUCAUCACUAUCCAUGUGACUUGGAGAAAUAUAUAAAUCUACUUUUUUUGGAAUUAAAGAAUUCCAACUGAAAUUAUCUUUUGGAUAAUUCUUUAUCUAUAAAUACCAGCCCGCCUACUUAUUUAUAUAAUUGUGAAGAUUAAAGUAGAUAACAUGAGAGCAUUCCAAACAUAAAGUCCUCCGCACAGGAUAACAGAGGGAAGCAGGGUUUGGAUAAUGAUAGAUAGGAGUUUAAGAGGGCUGUGCCCUUGAACUAACAUCGUUAGACUGGACUGGUACCAUGAAUUAAAUGAGGUGCCGUGAAUUAAAUGAGGACUUCGGGUGAACAAAGUGAACAACUAUGUCUUGGAAAGAAAGGAAAGUUAGUUAGAAUAAAGGAAUUUGGGACCAAAAAGCAGCAGAGAGGGAAUAUUAAUUACCAUGUAAUUGAAAAGUAAGACCAAAAUCUAUACACAUAUCCUUAACGAAUGCCAAAAGUAGCUCUGGAGAGAUCAUUUCAGAGCUGCACCAUCUGGCGACCACAAGCCACAUGCUGUAUUGAGCACUUGAAAUGUACUUACUGAAGAAGUUUUAAUUUUUUAAUUUACAAACAUCAAUUAUGAGGACACUGAUUACAUGUAUUUGGAACACUUGCUUUAAGCUUGUUUGGAACAACUGAAAUAUGUGAAUCUACUUCUUCGACUGUAAAUUUUGUACCUAAAUACAGACCAGGUUUUUCCAAUGAAAAGUUAUUGUCCAAAUGGAUGGAUUAUAGGCAUAAAACACACACUACAUUUUAAACUUAGUAUAAAAAGAAUGUAAAAUAUUUUUAUAUUGAUUACAUGUUGAAAUAACAUUAGAUGUAUUGGAAUAAACAAAAUUAUAUUAUGAAAAUUAA